UGAUCUGAAUCAUUUUCGCCGGAGACUUUGUCAAGAGAUGACUUUAUUUUUCACGUUUCUUCUGCCUCUGCUGAUCAGCUUUGCGAUCGGACAACAAUAUGGUUACCAGAACCAAAAUUACGGCGGUAGAAGUCCGGAUAGUUUGGAGAAAUUUCCUUGGGUGGUGGCCGUGCUGAACAAAGACGAUUUAAUAACUCGGUACAUCGGAUCGGGAUCUCUGAUUAAACCCAAUGUGGUUCUCACUGCCGUUCAUAUCCUAAAUGAUAUAUCUGAAAAUGAACUGCUGGUGCGGGCUGGCGAAAAUGAUACUUCAACCACGCAGGAUCAGCAGCAUGUGGAUCUUGAGGUCUUGAGGAUAGUUGCACACGAACAGUUCAACAAGUACAACGCAGAAAACAAUGUGGCCUUGCUGAUUUUGAAGUCUAAAGUUACGAUGACUAGGAACAUCCAAACAAUUGCCUUGUAUAUGGGUGGACAAAUCCUACAGAACUCAUGCUUCUUCAACGGCUGGGGCAAGGAGGAGUGGAACUCGAAGGAUUAUCCCACCAUCCUUAAAAAUACCAAAAUAGAAAUAAUCGGAAAUCCUUUAUGCCAGCAAUUGUUGGGCCGACCAAUAUCCACUCGACAAUUUUGUGCCAAUGGCUUACAGGGAAAGGAUUGUAGUGGCGACGGUGGAGCUCCCGUGGUUUGCAGAAUAGGUGAAAACCCCCCAACCCUCGCACAGGUGGGUGUGGUCAACUGGGGAUCUCGCAGGCCAGGAGAUAAUACCCCCACCAUCUAUACGUAUGUCUACAGUCUGCAAGGUUGGAUUCAAUACCAGCUCAGGUUACCAGCUAACUACGUUCCCAAAUAGAUUGAAGAUUUUAAUGAGACUCAAAUAAAUGUUGUGUAAAAAUUACAAUUAUUUCUUCAAUCCAGUAUCUUAUGUCACAAUCACACAAAGAAUGCACGUCUUUUUU
Molecule: messenger RNA, 959 nt
Organism: Drosophila suzukii
Lineage: Eukaryota; Metazoa; Arthropoda; Insecta; Diptera; Drosophilidae
Product: phenoloxidase-activating factor 2
Biological process (GO): proteolysis
Molecular function (GO): serine-type endopeptidase activity
Source: RefSeq, a predicted model, not a curated record